CCGCCGCCAGGUGUUCUGUGCUAUGUUGGCGCCGGGCCGGGAGCGGAGAUGCCCGCCGCGGGCCGGGAGUGAGCGAUGACCAGGCUCCUGAGCGUGGCGCACAGAGUCGCUUUGGCCGUGGUGCGCUGCAGUGGCCGCGGCUGCGGGGGCCUCAGCAUGUUCUAUGCCGUGCGGAGGGGCCGCAAGGCCGGGGUCUUCCUGACCUGGAAUGAGUGUAGAGCGCAGGUGGACCGGUUUCCUGCUGCCAGAUUUAAGAAGUUUGCCACAGAAGAGGAGGCCUGGGCCUUCGUCAGGAACUCUGCAAGCCCCAAUGGUUCGGAAGGGCAGAAAAACGAACAUGUACAAGAAUCACAAGUGAAAGCCAGCAAGCGACUCCGUGAGCCCUUGGAGGGAGACGAUGGUGAAAACGCAGAGCCAUGUGCAAAGCAUGUGAAACAGAGCACAGACUCCAUACCAUCAGUCAGCAAAGACACGUUUUCUUAUAUGGCUUGCUGCCUUCCCUUUGCCUCUGCCGAGUCCAGUCUGCUGUUCUUUGCUCCCACGCCCCUGCUCUUUAACGCCUGCAGCCUGACUUUUCCCACUGCCCUGCUGGAGCGUGCUGCUGGUCAUCACUGGCCUGAGAGUGGCCUCACACUAGUCCUUUUCUACCUUGUUCUGUACAGCAUUGGAGAAUUUGUUGUCGUCUACACUGACGGCUGCUGCUCCAGUAAUGGGCGGAGGAGGGCACGAGCAGGAAUCGGUGUUUACUGGGGGCCAGGCCAUCCUUUAAAUGUAGGCAUUAGGCUUCCCGGACGACAAACAAACCAAAGAGCAGAAAUUCAUGCAGCCUGCAAAGCCAUCGAGCAGGCGAAGGCUCGGAGCAUCAGUAAGCUGGUUCUGUACACGGACAGCAUGUUUACUAUCAAUGGUAUCACAAACUGGGUUCAGGGUUGGAAGAAAAAUGGAUGGAGAACGAGCACAGGGAAAGAGGUGAUCAACAAAGAGGACUUUAUGGAGCUGGAGAGACUUACCCAGGGCAUGGACAUCCAGUGGAUGCAUGUUCCUGGUCAUUCGGGAUUUAUAGGCAACGAAGAAGCUGACAGAUUAGCGAGAGAAGGAGCUAAGCAAUCUGAAGACUGAACGAAGUAAUUUUAAUUCUUGGGAAAACUUGAGCUGGUGACUGUUUUCUUACCUUUACUUACUGGUGUGAAAAAUGAAACUACAGGAGGACCAUCGCAGUAGAUGGGGAAACAAACUGUGAAACUAAAUCAGAAAGGCUUGGUGGCAUUCUGUGAUACUAUGUGAUAAAAAGUAGUUAAAUGUAUAAUAAAUUGAGCAUCCUUUGAGAUUUGAGAGUUAUUUGAGAUUUCAGCGUUCUGCUUUAUUGGGCUUGAUACCAUUCUCAUUAGUUUUAUUGCAGUCUGGACAAAAAUCUAGGGACUUUGAUUUAAUAAGGAUGAAUGAGACAUUGGUUAAAAAAUACA
Diceros bicornis minor is the source of this 1463-nucleotide messenger RNA. It is a transcript of the gene RNASEH1, whose product is annotated as ribonuclease H1. Gene Ontology annotation, biological process: DNA replication, removal of RNA primer. NCBI's taxonomy places the organism in Eukaryota, Metazoa, Chordata, Mammalia, Perissodactyla, Rhinocerotidae. The coding region runs from base 76 to 1119 and encodes 347 amino acids. Gene Ontology annotation, molecular function: RNA-DNA hybrid ribonuclease activity; magnesium ion binding; nucleic acid binding. The transcript has 9 exons. The record is from RefSeq and is a predicted model, not a curated record.